AUGGGCCUACAGCAUGAUUUGCGCAAGAUACCUAUGAUAAACCAGCAAAUAAUACCUCCAAAGCCGAUGAACAAUCCUGGGCGUGGACCACCACCAGCGAUCUCGCCUGUAAAUUCUCAAACACAACACGCAAUACUUCAAGACCGGAUGCAGGGACCAUCUCAAGCACGUGUAUAUUCACCUCCGCCAGCGAUCUCACUUGGGCCUUCUCAAACACAACAUACAUUACCUGAAGACCGGAUGCAGCCAACUCCAUCACCGAGUACUUACGGUACUAACGAGUCUGUCCUAACCUGUUACUCUAACUACUUUGAAGAUGAUUAUGAAUAG
Parnassius apollo (apollo) is the source of this 330-nucleotide messenger RNA. The record is from the annotation of a GenBank genome assembly. NCBI's taxonomy places the organism in Eukaryota, Metazoa, Arthropoda, Insecta, Lepidoptera, Papilionidae.